This is a messenger RNA of Exophiala oligosperma, 2085 nucleotides long. RefSeq lists its product as uncharacterized. Gene Ontology annotation, biological process: attachment of mitotic spindle microtubules to kinetochore; meiotic sister chromatid segregation; homologous chromosome segregation. The record is from RefSeq and is a predicted model, not a curated record. Gene Ontology annotation, molecular function: protein binding; microtubule site clamp. Bases 36 to 1523 code for a protein of 495 amino acids. The transcript is spliced from 2 exons. Lineage: Eukaryota; Fungi; Ascomycota; Eurotiomycetes; Chaetothyriales; Herpotrichiellaceae. Gene Ontology annotation, cellular component: mitotic spindle; chromosome, centromeric core domain; nucleolus.
ACUACUUCACACCAACGCGCUCUCUGCACAUCAAGAUGAAGGCUAUCGCCGACCUGUUGGAUUCAGAUAUCGAAGAAAGCGUCGUCUUUGCCGAUGAUCGAUCGGAUGUCUCCUCAGAAGGCGAGGAGGACGCGACCAACUCGGCACAGGCAAAGAAACGUCGCAAACGGCACAGAGUGACAAUGCCUGCGAAAAAAAUCAAACCAAACGAGCAACCCUCUGCGACCACACAGAGCAAAAAAGCAACAUCAAAGCGGAAGAACCUAGCGCAGCGCAAGGCAGCGGGUGAGGGGGUCAACCAGCCCGGAGAUGGCGAUGCCCAUGAUUCUGAUACAGAACAGCGCGCCCCUGAGCCAACGCAAAAGAAGCCGGGGGGUGCUGUUCAGGCCAAAACCAAAACCAAAAAACAGACUAGGGUGGUUCAAGAGCAAUCGGGGACACACAAAAACAGCACGAAGACUGAGCCGUCUGGGAAAGAAGCACACGCGGAGGACGAAGCUGAAGCUCCUCGACCCUCAAAGAAAGCCACCGGUGCGCGGAAGCUGAAAGUCCUGAAGGAGAAUAUUGCUCCGGUCGUUGAAUCGCGGGAAGACACGCUGGAAGAGAUAGAGGAGUCUGAAUUGUUGCCGCCUGAGCCUACGAGACCGCAGCCAGCUGCACGCAAUCUGCCUCGGACAAGACAGGAGCCAGUGUAUCAACGACGAACAGGUGGAACAGCAGCCACAGAAAGUUUCCGUCGCGAGUUGGGAGACAUAACACGGCAGUUGGAAAACUCCGAGUUGAGAUACCGCAAUUUGAAAGAGCUCGGCAUCACCGAAGCCAUGGGAAAGAUGGAGGCUUUGCGCCGAGAGCAUGAUGUGACGGUGCAGACAUCGAAUGAUGUUAUCAACUCCCUCAAAAGGUCACUCGCGGCGCAACCUCGUCUGGAUCAAGAAGUCCAAAAGUUGAGGACAGAGCUGCAGAGCCGGGUGGACGAAGUAAGUGGGAUGCAGCACGAAAUCACCGCCUUGAACAACUCGCUCUCCACGGCCAUGAACGAGGUCAAGGCCCUCCAGGCGAAAUUGGCAGCUACAAGAGCCCCUUCAGUCGAGGCGACAUCAUCAAAGGCAUCAGGAAGCGCCAUGAAGGGCAAAUCGCACGGCUCUGCAGCCAUGGGCAAUUCGGAAGCUGCACAAGCCGCUCAAUAUGCGCAGAUGAAGGAGGAUCUGUACAGCGAUUUGACCGGACUCAUUAUCCGCAGUGUGAAGAAAGCGGAUUCGGGCGAUACCUUUGACUGCAUUCAAACCGGCCAGAAUGGUACUCUUCACUUCAAGCUAUUCGUUCCUCAAGAGGGCGUAAGGGGAGCCAACUUUGAGGAGCCUGACAUUCUGUACACGCCUCUGCUAGAUGGCAACAGAGAUCGCGACAUGAUUGAGAUCAUGCCUAGUUACUUAACCGAGGUCAUCACGUUUUCGAGGCAGAACGCAGCCAAGUUUUAUGGCCGGGUAGUAGACACCCUGACCAAGAGAAGGCCAGAUGAUUGAACGGCGUUGUUUGAAGAGGCGGUUUGCUUUGGUAUCCAGGGAAUCAGUCCAGCAGCAUAGACGGGGAAUACCCUGGGAUGCCUCGGGAUCAGGCUCGGGCUACAACAGACAACGUCUGCUUAGCCAGAAAGAAAAACCAUCUCAGAGGUGGCGCUGGAUCCGUCCGAAAUGCUUCCUCGUUGCCUAUUUCCCUCUCGAGGCCGCCUUUCAAACCUGAUAUCCUGGCAACGAAUCUCUUACGGUGUUCAUUGUACACGAUCAGAGCCCCCGCAGCUCAGCAGCUCAGCAGUACGACAUCAGGUAUCAAUCACCUCAGGGCUUCUCCUCAAAGUCUGCUGGUUUGGUGCUCUCGGAGGACAGUCAACCUUUCUAUUUGCGAUGAAAGAUGCGGCGCUCAUGAAGCAGACGACGGCGUUGGUCCGGGGGGGCUUUUUUUCUGCAUGCCGUAUAUGACAUAAGGCUCGCUCAUGAAUAUUGUUGUACUUAUAAAUAGGUAACAUGUCGCUACUCUGGGACGGCAACUUGUGGUGGAGUGUAUCGCGGACAAUCUGACGAAGGCCUU